Molecule: messenger RNA, 1381 nt
Organism: Thamnophis elegans (Western terrestrial garter snake)
Lineage: Eukaryota; Metazoa; Chordata; Lepidosauria; Squamata; Natricidae
Gene: OXA1L
Product: OXA1L mitochondrial inner membrane protein
Exons: 10
Coding region: 53-1291 (412 amino acids)
Biological process (GO): mitochondrial respiratory chain complex IV assembly; protein insertion into mitochondrial inner membrane from matrix
Cellular component (GO): mitochondrial inner membrane
Molecular function (GO): membrane insertase activity
Source: RefSeq, a predicted model, not a curated record
CGGUCACGUGACGAGGCAGCCGGUCCUCCGCCGCGGCCGAGCCAGCGAGACCAUGGCGGCUUUCGGGGCGCUGCGGCGAGCGUGGAUGACGGCGGGGGGGCUCCACGCACAGGUUCACAGGAUGUCCACCCCUCCGGGAUGGUGCCAAGCCAAAGCCCGCUUAGCUACUCCGCAGCAUUCUCGGAACUGUUACAUCGUGCUUUUCAGACCCGCAGUCCGACAUCAGAGCACCGCAGCGGCUGCAGGGACGCAGGUUGCUCAAGCCGCAGCAACUGCGCCGGUAGAGACAACCCUCCCCUUAGAGGAAAUUGGCCAAAUUGUGGAAGAAUCGACUUUGGCUGAAUUGGGUCUGGGAAGCUUCACUCCAGUGGGUCUGAUCAUGAAGAUCUUGGAGGCUUUGCACUUGGACGUGGGGCUGCCUUGGUGGGGAGCCAUUGUAGGAGGAACGAUCCUGGCCCGCACUUUGGUCUUCCCCAUCAUUGUAAAAUGCCAGCGACAGGCUGUGAUCCUCAACAACCACUAUCCCCAGAUGAGCGAGAUGAAUUCUAGAAUCAGCGACGCCAGGAAGUCGGGGAAUCAGAAAGAAUUUAUGAAGGCUUACACAGAAUUGAACCAGUAUCAGAAAGCCCAUAAUCUGAAUCCUAAAGUAGGAUUCCUCGCACCUUUGGUCCAGGCGCCCAUUUUCAUCUCCUUCUUCUUCGCCCUGCGCAAAAUGGCGGAGUGUCCCGUGCCCAGCAUGCAGACGGGGGGCCUGUUGUGGUUCACGGAUCUCACCGUCGCGGAUCCUUACUACACUCUACCACUGAUAACAACCGCCACAAUGUGGGCUGUUCUAGAGUUUGGGGCAGAAACGGGCGUCUCGAACCCGAGUUACCAUGUGAUGAAAACAGCGUUCCGGGUGAUGCCUCUCCUGCUGUUGCCGAUCACGAUCAACUUCCCAACGGCCGUCUUCACCUACUGGCUGACAUCCAACCUGUACUCGCUGGGACAAGUCUUGUUGUUACGCGUGCCGUCCGUACGCACUUUUUUACGCAUGCCGAAACAGGAUGUUCACAAGCCUGCGGCGGGACAGACGCAGAAAGGAUUAAUCGACAGCUGCAAAGAGGGGUGGGAUACCUUCCAGUCCAAAAGACGACUACAAGAACGACAGGACCGCAUCAAAAACCACUUGAUAUUAGCAGCAUCGGGGCCGUUGCGUCAGACCUUUGCCGAGAACCCUUUGAAGGAGGUGCAGCUCGAGGACAGCAAGCCGCCACCAAAAGAGCGACCCUGGGAAGAUACGUUAAUCUGAAGGACACAAGACACUACUCCAGUUCCGCUCUAGUUCCUUGUCCAUUCGUUCCUCCGUUCAUCCCUAAUAAAGAUAGUUUUUUUUUCCGCU